This is a messenger RNA of Pongo pygmaeus (Bornean orangutan), 1864 nucleotides long. RefSeq names its product dihydrouridine synthase 1 like (gene DUS1L). NCBI's taxonomy places the organism in Eukaryota, Metazoa, Chordata, Mammalia, Primates, Hominidae. The transcript is spliced from 14 exons. Gene Ontology annotation, biological process: tRNA processing. The record is from RefSeq and is a predicted model, not a curated record. Gene Ontology annotation, molecular function: flavin adenine dinucleotide binding; tRNA dihydrouridine synthase activity. Bases 208 to 1629 code for a protein of 473 amino acids.
CUUCCGGUGGCGGCGCGGAGCCCUGGGCCCGGCUGCGGCCCGGCGGCGGCCCCGGCGCGGUGCGGGCGUUCGCGGCGCCCCGGGAGCGGCAGGGGCCCCGGGCAGCGGCGAGGCCGGAGCGGGGCGGGCCCGGGACACCGGCACCUGGCCCCCUCGGAGCCAAAGGCGCGCGGCGGACACGGCGGGGCCCUCGCGCGCCUGGAGACGAUGCCAAAGCUGCAGGGCUUCGAGUUCUGGAGCCGCACCCUGCGAGGGGCCCGCCACGUGGUGGCCCCCAUGGUAGACCAGAGCGAGCUGGCCUGGAGGCUGCUGAGCCGGCGCCAUGGGGCACAGCUCUGCUACACGCCCAUGCUGCACGCCCAGGUCUUUGUCCGCGACGCCAACUACCGGAAGGAGAACCUGUACUGCGAGGUGUGCCCCGAGGACCGGCCCCUCAUCGUGCAGUUCUGUGCCAAUGACCCGGAGGUGUUUGUUCAGGCGGCUCUCCUGGCUCAGGAUUACUGUGAUGCCGUUGACCUGAACUUGGGCUGCCCACAGAUGAUAGCCAAGAGAGGUCACUAUGGCGCCUUCCUGCAGGACGAGUGGGACCUGCUCCAAAGAAUGAUUUUGCUGGCCCACGAGAAACUCUCUGUUCCUGUCACGUGCAAAAUCCGUGUCUUCCCGGAGAUUGACAAGACCGUGAGGUACGCCCAGAUGCUGGAGAAGGCCGGCUGCCAGUUGCUGACGGUGCAUGGACGCACCAAGGAGCAGAAGGGGCCCCUGUCGGGUGCAGCAUCCUGGGAGCACAUCAAGGCCGUGCGGAAGGCUGUGGCCAUCCCUGUGUUUGCUAACGGGAACAUCCAGUGCCUGCAGGACGUGGAGCGCUGCCUCCGGGACACGGGUGUGCAGGGCGUCAUGAGCGCAGAGGGCAACCUCCACAACCCUGCCCUGUUCGAGGGCCGGAGCCCUGCCGUGUGGGAGCUGGCCGAGGAGUAUCUGGACAUUGUGCGGGAGCACCCCUGCCCGCUGUCCUACGUCCGGGCCCACCUCUUCAAGCUGUGGCACCACACGCUGCAGGUGCACCAGGAGCUGCGAGAGGAGCUGGCCAAGGUGAAGACCCUGGAGGGCAUCGCUGCCGUGAGCCAGGAGCUGAAGCUGCGGUGUCAGGAGGAGAUAUCCAGGCAGGAGGGAGUGAAGCCCACCGGCGACUUGCCCUUCCACUGGAUCUGCCAGCCCUACAUCCGGCCGGGGCCCAGGGAGGGGAGCAAGGAGAAGGCAGGUGCACGCAGCAAGCGGGCCCUGGAGGAGGAGGAGUGUGGCACGGAGGUCCUGUCCAAGAACAAGCAAAAGAAGCAGCUGAGGAACCCCCACAAGACCUUCGACCCCUCUCUGAAGCCAAAAUAUGCAAAGUGUGACCAGUGUGGAAACCCAAAGGGCAACAGAUGUGUGUUCAGCCUGUGCCGCGGCUGCUGCAAGAAGCGAGCCUCCAAAGAGACUGCAGACUGCCCAGGUCACGGAUUGCUUUUUAAAACCAAACUGGAGAAGUCUCUGGCCUGGAAAGAGGCCCAGCCUGAGCUGCAGGAGCCUCAGCCGGCAGCACCCGGAACACCAGGUGGCUUCUCCGAAGUCAUGGGCAGUGCCCUGGCCUGAAGGCCCAGAACCCCCACCCCCAGGACUGCUGCUGGAGCCUGGACACGUCCUACUUAAGAAAAUGCCUUUUACUCAGGGAAUCUCCUGCUACUUAAUGUGGAAAGACACGCCCAUGUCCCCCUUUGGCCCACUCUGGGGGCCUGGAAAUGCUGCAGUGGGGAGCAGGCCCCAGGCUGGACCUGCCCUGUCCUCAGCACGCGUGUGCAAAAGUGAACAAUAAAUCAUUUCAAAGAUG